GAUGGCGAUGGCGGCGGCGGCGGCGGUGGCGGCGCCCUCCUGACAGGAACCCUUCUACGGGCCGAAGUGGCCGGGCGCCGUGCGGCUCCCAGCGGGCCUCCCGGGCACCCGGCCACCGCGCCGCCCCCUUCACGCCAUGGAGCCCGAGCUGGCGGCCCAGGAGCAGAGCCGGCCGCGGAGGCGAAGCCGCCGGGCCUCGGGACUCAGCGCGGGCGGCGCCGCAGAGCCUUCGGCCGACACCCCCGGGCCGGGGCCAGAUGGCAGAUAUUCCCUUCAGAGAGGUAGCUCCUUCACAUUUUUAACACCUGGCCCCCAUUGGGACUUCACUUUGAAAAGAAAACGAAGAGCAAAAGAUGAUGAUGUCAUAAGCCUUAGCAGCCUUGAUCUGAAGGAGCCAAGCAAUAAAAGAGUUCGGCCUCUAGCUCGGGUCACAUCCUUGGCAAAUUUAAUUUCUCCUGUAAGAAAUGGAGCCGUCAGACGAUUUGGUCAAACCAUACAGUCAUUUACCCUUCGUGGUGACAACAGAUCCCCCGCUUCUGCCCAGAAGUUAUCCAGCAGAUCUACAGUCCCGGCGCCCGCCAAAAGGAGAAGCAGUGCCCUGUGGUCGGAGAUGUUAGACGUCAACAUGAAGCAGUCUUUAACCUCCAGAGAGAUCAAACGUCAGGAGGCAAUAUAUGAAAUGUCCCGAGGUGAACAGGAUUUAAUUGAGGAUCUCAAGCUUGCAAGAAAGGCCUACCAUGACCCCAUGUUAAAGUUGUCUAUUAUGUCAGAAGAGGAACUCACACAGAUAUUUGGUGAUUUGGACGCUUAUAUACCCCUGCAUGAAGAUUUGUUGGCAAGAAUAGGAGAAGCAACCAAGCCUGGUGGAACAGUAGAGCAGAUUGGUCACAUUCUUGUGAACUGGUUGCCAGGCUUGAAUGCCUACAAAGGCUACUGCAGUAACCAGCUGGCAGCCAAAGCUCUUCUUGAUCAAAAGAAACAGGAUCCAAGAGUCCAAGACUUCCUCCAGCGAUGUCUUGAGUCUCCCUUCAGUCGAAAACUAGAUCUUUGGAGCUUCCUAGAUAUUCCUCGAAGCCGCCUCGUUAAAUACCCUUUACUGUUGAAAGAAAUUCUUAGACACACUCCAAAAGACCACUCUGAUGUUCAGCUUCUGGAGGAAGCUAUAUUGAUAAUACAAGGAGUUCUCUCUGAUAUCAACUUGAAGAAAGGUGAAUCAGAAUGCCAGUAUUAUAUUGACAAGCUGGAGUAUCUGGAUGAAAAGCAGAAGGACCCUAGAAUUGAAGCUAGCAAAGUAUUGCUUUGCCAUGGGGAACUGAAAAAUAAAAAUGGACAUAAACUCUACAUUUUCCUGUUUCAAGACAUCUUGGUUUUGACUCGGCCUGUUACACGAAACGAGCGUCACUCCUACCAGGUUUACCGGCAGCCAAUCCCAAUCCAGGAGCUGGUCUUGGAAGACCUGCAGGAUGGAGAUGUGAGGAUGGGAGGGUCCUUUCGAGGGGCUUUCAGCAAUUCAGAUAAAGCUAAAAAUAUCUUUCGAGUUCGCUUCCAAGACCCCUCUCCAGGCCAGUCCCACACUCUACAAGCCAAUGAUGUGUUCCACAAGCAGCAGUGGUUCAAUUGUAUCCGAGCUGCCAUGGCCCCUUCCCGACAGGCCACCAGCCCCUCCGAGCUGCAGGGCUUGCCGGAGCCCCACGAGGAGUACGGAGAGAACUGCCCCCCUGCCAGCAAUGCCAGGGCCCAGAGACGGGCGUCCACGGCAUCCAGCGUGACUCAGGUGGAAGUUGAUGGAGACGCUUCCGAAAGUGGCACCCCGGUGCACACAGCAGACAAUGCUAAGGGCACAAAAGCGCCCCGAGCCCAGGCUGGCCUCCGAAAAGCCAGGGACAAAGCCCAGGUCGGUGGCAAGCGGAAAGAGACACUGGUGUAAAGGAAGCUCUGUGGUAACCGGCGGAGAGACUUUAUUUAUAACUGUGUACAGUUGUUCUUUCUUGUAAUGUGAGUAUGGGAGCGUUGCAGGGUUACUUAAUACCAGUCUUCACAUUUUCUGUGUUUUUGGUUGGGUUUUGGUGGUGGUUUUUUAUUUUUUAAUUUUUUUUAAUGGCAGCUAAAGAUAUAUAUGCAGAUUACUGUUAAACUGCAGUGUUUCUUUUUUUUCCUCAGAUCAUCUAGAACAUGUAAGUCUGGUAUUUUUAAUCAAAUGAAAUACUUAUGAAAUGGGUUUUCUCUUCAUUCUGCAUUCAUCGUGACUUUUUUUUUUUCUUUUUCUUUUUUGCGUUAUGCGGGCCUCUCACUGUUGUGGCCUCUCCCGUUGUGGAGCACAGGCUCUGGACGCACAGGCUCAGCGGCCAUGGCUCACGGGCCCAGCCGCUCCGUGGCAUGUGGGAUCUUCCCGGAUCAGGGCACAAACCCGUGUCCCCCGCAUCGGCAGGCAGACUCUCAACCACUGCGCCACCAGGGAAGCCCCAUCACUUUUUAAUACCAAUUGUGAUGUUUAUAAUAUUGGCCAAAGCUUAAAAUUUUGCAAAUACAAGGAUUUUACCAGUGUUUAUUUGAUAAACUUUGCAUGCAGAAUUUGAAAUUUUAACAUCGGCAUCUAAGAUCUACUUGGAAUAUAUGUUUGCAAUAUUUCAGAAUUUAUGUUGAAACAUAAGUUCCUUGGAAAAACAAAACUUAAUAGGUUUUCCAUUUUACCAACUGGAAUGCUUUUUAUUAGUUUGUUUUUCACUGCACAUUCCUCAUUUUUCAUUGAUUUAACCUGCCAAUUAUUUAAUUUUUUCAUUGUAAAGUAGUUUUUAGUAUUUGCUUUUAUUUUUUUACUUUGAUGCCUUUUCAAAUUGGCAUGUCUUUAAAGUGUUUUUCUUCCUUGAUUAAAAAUGUGUGUGUGUGUGUGUGUGUGUGUGUGUGUGUGUGUGUGUGUGUGUGUAUUUUUUUAAAUCAUAUUAACUUUACCAAGUGAAAUCAAGCCAUACUGUUUUUGAGCCAGUUAAGAAAAUUGCAAUUUUUAAAGUGUAGUAUUUCAGGGUUAGAACAUACAUGAAAUGACUCAGUAUAUUCUGGACUACUGAAAGAAAACCACCUUAAGGAUUUCAUGGAAAGUUAAUAUUGUCUGAAAAGCAAGAGGGAAGGAAGUUGGCUGGUAAUAAGUAUUAAAAAAAAAAAAAAAAAGAGGGAAAAAGAGUGUAGUUUUGUCUUAAAGUAAAAAAUGUCUGGUUGUGUCAGACAUUUAUGAAAGAUAGUAAAAGCUAAACUUGAGAGUGUGUAGUAAGUUGUAGAAGGCUUGAGGGAAGUGAACUGUAUUUGCCUUGGUUUACAAUACAUGCAAAUAAUGGGUUUGAAAAGAAAAUGUGUUGAAAAUUUGACCAUAUGAGAUCAGUUUUGGCAGAUGUAUUCAUAAGAGACUGGUGAAUCUUUUACUAUGAAAUGUUUCUGUUCAAAUGAGAUCGUAGUCUUUAAGGCGGGGGUGCUAAAAGCCCUAUGUCAUGGCAGAUUUGUAAUGGUUAUCAGCUCAAGUAAAUGUUGACUAUUAUGUGAACUAUAUUUGGCCAGUGGAAAUGAAAAUUGAAAAAGACUGUAAAUAGUUACAUCCAAAUGAUUUCUCUGUAUAAAUGAAUUAUACAAUUAAAAAAAGAAAGUCACACACAUAA
Messenger RNA from Orcinus orca (killer whale), 3644 nucleotides. RefSeq names its product neuroepithelial cell transforming 1 (gene NET1). NCBI's taxonomy places the organism in Eukaryota, Metazoa, Chordata, Mammalia, Artiodactyla, Delphinidae. The record is from RefSeq and is a predicted model, not a curated record. Gene Ontology annotation, molecular function: guanyl-nucleotide exchange factor activity. Gene Ontology annotation, biological process: positive regulation of Rho protein signal transduction; intracellular signal transduction. The coding region runs from base 137 to 1927 and encodes 596 amino acids. The transcript is spliced from 12 exons.